UCAUCUCCGUAUGUUCUGUAUCAAGAGAGUAAAGGGAAAGGUGCUUUUCGUUUCAACUCGCUAAUCAUCUGGAAAAGAAGUGAGAAGAAGCAGAAUCAAGCACAAGUGAAUUGUAACGGAAGAGAAACAUUGCCAUUUUUCUUUUGCUAUGGCAUUGCGUGAAGAUACUAAUUUAAGGUGGUUAAAACUGAUGGCGGGAUAUGAACCAGACGUUCAGGUUAGAAAAGCACAACUUUGCACUAUAGACAGCUUAAUGAAUGGUCUAGUAACUCUAUCGGAGGAGCUAGAAUCUUUUGGCCUACCUUCGGUAACUCCAAAGAACGAUGAAAUACAAUCUGUGGGUUCGCUGAAGCUGAUUCUAGUAACAUUAAUUAAUGCGGUAUGGAAUUUUAUUCGUGAACACAGAGGGCUUAUGAGUAUACACGACCAACUAAAGGAUAUACAUCAAAAAGUUGCAAAUGACAAUGUGCAUCUUAAGAAUAAUGUAAAACGACUAAAAGAGGAACUGGAAAAGAAAGUGGUUUUAUUACAUGAAACGAGAGAGAGAGAGAGACGACUCAUUGUUCAACGGGAUAGCAUGUCACGUGAUCUCAAACAUGGAAAAGAUGAGGUGGCGAAGUUAUGGAAACAGUUACAGUCGAAAGAGAAUCAACAUGCCCAUGAGUUACGUCGUAUUCAGCAGAGUGGUCAGAAGCUUCAGCAGCAGUUACAAAAAUCUGUUGGGACGUACGUGCCAAAGGACAAGGCAUGGAAAAAUUUACACGAAGAACACAAAAAGGAAUUAGCUCUGUAUCGACAAACCAUUUGUCAUUUGGAAGAAAAUAAUAGACUGAUGCUACAGGAAAUCAAUGAACUACGAGAGGCCUUAUCUGUACAGUCUGGAGGAAUCGAUCUGGACAUCGAGGCAUCAGGAAUUUGGAACGAUGCCGAAACCUAACUUCGAAAUGGCACCGGAGAAGCGACUUCCUUGAGGAUGUCCUCGCUGUCCUAAGGAUACGACACGAAGAGAUAAUACCCGGUAUUGUAUUACUUAUUAACCGUACCCUUUGCGUUACUUUUGUUCGUUAGUUUUUCCUUUUUUCCGUCAUUUGAGUAUCAAUCGAACCACCAGGCAGACGUAAUCGAGGUUACGUUCGGAGGCUCUCCCGCGGUUACCUGACGUACCACCAAUUUCCAUAUUAAUGAUUAUUUUCUGAGGAUAGUAGAAUUUAGUGCUCGACCUAUAACCGAAGACAAUAAUUUUAAUGAUUUACGUCUCGGGUCGUAGGUUAAGCGAUGACUCGGUGGAGCAGGUUAGCAUUUGGUUAAAAUGUGUUUGCUUACAUACAAUCAUUUUCUUUAUGUACCGUAUGUUACUCUCUUGUAGAUUCCUAGGAGAAUUUUGUAUUAUUUUCUUAUUAGGUUUUUGGUUUCGAUAUAUCGAUGAGAUAUACCUGCACGUAUAUAACAAAUUACGGAGUGGGCAUGUAUUAAUUAGGUUAUAUCGACUGCUAAAGGUUAUCAUUUAUUUACCGGAUGUACAGGUGGUCGAAUAAUUUUGUAGGUGAUUUAUCCUAUUGGCGUUGUGAUAUUAUAUGGGUGCAGUAUUCAUUAAGUUUACCAAUGCAAGCAAGUAGUUCCUAUAUUGGCGAUCAAGGGAGAAAUGUGCACAGCAUUAAGUAUCACAAAAUCCUAGGUUUCCAAUCAAGCCCGAAACCUGUGAUUUGCUUUCUAGUCAGAGGUCCGUACUUUAGUGCCAGUAGUGCGGCAAUUGCCCUCGUGUCGCGUGCAUUUUGUCUUUGCUGCGCCGAGAUGCCGUUAUCGCAAUGAAAUGUCAUCUCCGUUAAGCGAAAGAUAGGAACACCCACCCGAAUCGAUUUACAAUUUAGGACAGGGCGUAAGAUCUGCAAGAGUAACCUUUGCUGAUCGCAAAAGCACAGAUUAUCGUAUAAGCGAAUACCAAAUAACAUUUGUAUUAUGCAUACACAUAAGUCGAAUUCAUUUGCGUAACUAUCGCGAGCCAAAUGCACUGCCUCUUGUAACGCUCUCGUAAUUCUAUAUCUGGA
Messenger RNA from Orussus abietinus, 2045 nucleotides. Its product is annotated as afadin- and alpha-actinin-binding protein. The record is from RefSeq and is a predicted model, not a curated record. Lineage: Eukaryota; Metazoa; Arthropoda; Insecta; Hymenoptera; Orussidae. The transcript is spliced from 7 exons. The coding region runs from base 149 to 937 and encodes 262 amino acids.